UCGUUGGUGUAUUUGCCAUGUUUGCGGAAGUUGCGUUAUUGCCGCUAGCUGAAGUUCAUUUGUUCUUGUGUGUGCGUGUUUAAUAUUUUAUAGUUAAACAUGAAUCUACCAAAAGGUCCAGAUUCUCUGUGUUUCGACAAGGAUGUAUUUAUGAAGGAUGACUUUGAUGUUGAUCAGUUCGUGGCGGAGUGUCGAAAGCAUGUCCAGCUGGAGGAGAUGAGAGAAGACCUGGAGCUCUACUAUAAAUUGCUCAAAACUGCCAUGGUGGAACUUAUCAACAAAGACUAUGCUGACUUUGUUAACCUAUCCACCAACCUGGUUGGAAUGGACAAAGCCCUCAAUCAGCUGUCUGUUCCAUUGGGACAGUUACGAGAGGAGGUUAUGAGCCUCCGGGCCUGUGUGAGUGAAGUGAUUCAGGCGAUAGACAACCAGCUUUCUAAACAAGACGACCUGCAGAAAAAAAAGGUAUGUGUAUUGAGGCUGAUUCAGGUGGUGCGAUCAGUGGAGAAAAUUGAGAAAAUUCUCCAUUCCCAAAAUGCCAAAGAAUCCACUUCUCUGGAAAUUAGCAGUCCUCUGUUAGCAGGCCAGAUUCUGGAGAGAAUAGCUACAGAAUUCAACCAGCUGCAGUUCCAUGCUGUACAGAGUAAAGGCAUGCCCCUAUUGGACAAAGUCAGACCUCGUAUCGCAGGCAUCACCUCCAUGCUUCAGCAUUCUCUUGAGGGUCUGUUGAUUGAGGGCUUGCAGACAUCCAACGUUGACAUGGUGCGUCAUUGUCUGAGGACGUAUGCCACUAUAGACAAGACCCGAGAUGCUGAGGCCCUCGUAGGACAGGUGCUCGUCAAACCAUACAUGGACCAGGUGAUAUUAGAGGAGGUUGUGAAGUCUAACCCCAAUGGUCUCCAGCUGAUGUACUCAAGACUGUUGGAUUUUGUUCCUCAUCACUGCAGACUGCUUAGAGAGGUGACUGGAGGAGCCAUAUCCAGUGACAAAGCGGUUACUGUGCCAGGUUACGAUUUCCUGGUCAACUCCGUGUGGCCGGAGAUAAUCAGAGGAAUAGAGGAGAGGAUGUCUUACCUCUUUAACCCUGGAAACCCUGAUGUGUUUUAUGAGCGGUACAACGUGAGUAUGGAGUUUGUGAGGAGUUUUGAGCGUCAGUGCAGCUCACAGGCCAGUGUGAAAAGGCUGAGGAUUCAUCCUUCAUACACCAGCUUCCAAAACAAGUGGAACCUUCCUGUGUACUUUCAGCUUCGGUACAAGGAUAUAGCAGGAAGUUUGGAGAACGCCAUAAGUGACGAAUUACAGUCAGCUCCAGUGGGCAGUUCAUACCACCUCCAGGUGUCUGAGGUGUUGUGGUCCUGCCUGUUGAAGUGCUGGUCAGAUAAGAUCUAUCUGUCACCUCUGGCCCAUCGUUUCUGGAAGCUCACGCUGCAGCUCUACUCUCGAUAUGCCAAGUUCCUGGAUGAGGUGCUGACAAAGACUCCACCCACUGAGGUGCCAAAAGAGCCAACCAGGCCACUGCCCAGUUCAGCCUCAUCCACCUCCAGUCGAACAUCAUUGGACGAGGGCGGUAGUGAGAGUGGGAGUCCCAUGUCCCUGUUCACCAAACAGCUGGUCUUUAUUGCAGCUGAUGUCCAAAAGCUGCAAGAACAGAUUCCAGAAUUGUCACAGAUGGUCCAACAGAGAUUGGAAUCCAUUGGAUUUAAAAACUUUGCUAUUGUGGAAGACGCUCUAGCAGACUCCAAAGCCUGUCUGUCGAGCAGCGCUCCCACUCUGAACACCAGGAUGAAUCAGCAUCUAACUGAACGUUGCUGUCGCUUCCUGAAGAGUGCCUCUGAGGUUCCACGGCUCUACCGUAGGACAAAUAAGGAUCUGCCAGUGCGUGCCUCCGCGUACAUGGACAAUGCGUUACGUCCGUUACAUCAGUUGGUGACUGACUCAGCGGGGCUCGUCACCCCUUCUACAGCACAAGAGUGGCUGCGGGUUUCGCUGUCGGAAUGCACACACAGGUACUAUGAAACCAUUUCAGAGGUGCUGAGCUCUGUUCGGAAGAUGGAGGAGAGCCUGAAGCGAUUAAAGCAAGCCAGGAAGACAACAGCCACGUCAGCAACAGCAGGAGCCAACGGGGGACCAACUGAUGACACAAAAAUCCGUCUGCAACUGGCUCUGGAUGUAGAAUACCUUGGAGAGCAGAUUGAGAAAAUGGGUCUGCAGCCAAGCGACAUCUCCAUGUUCUCGACUUUGUUGGACUUGGUAAAAGAGGCAAGAGAGCUUGCCGAGCAGAACCAGUAGAAGGAUGACACCGCUACAACACAAACCAAGUAACAUUACUGGAAUCACUUCUGAAGUUCCCUGAGACCUGUACUAAAAAAAUCCACAAUAUACUUGGUCUUAUACUGGCAGGUGAUGGUGCAUAUCAUUCCAGUCUAUAAAUGUGUCUUACAGUACAAGAGGAGAAGUUUAAAUUUUUACAUAAAUAAAUAGAGGGUCUAUAAGGAGUUUCUUCAGUCUAAACAAUGAUAAUUUUUUAAAGCUUGUAAUGAUAAGACCUCAAGUCUCAGUUUUGUCUGAUUAAAAAGUGCAUAAGAUUUUGUGAAGAUCUCAUGAUCCUCUUACUGUAUGUGAGGCGGGAUCAUCACUGGAUCUGGUGUAGACCUUGUUAGUUAACUGAACAAUGGUAUUUCUGUUGCAUUUCAUCAGUGGGGAGUGUGGUCAGGAAACAUUUUUAUAAAAAAACAAAACAGUGAUAAUGAAUGCUGUACACUGUUCACAUCAAACUGCUGUACUGCUGACGUAUUUGUUCAGGUUGUUUGGUAAUGUUCUGGAAAUCUAAAAUCUGUUGUAAAGAAAAUGUAAAACAGCACUCAUGCAGUAUGUUUAUUUUGUCUGAAGGAUGGAGUAGAAAUAAAAUAAGCAUAAUUGUGAGUAUUUGA
Messenger RNA from Thalassophryne amazonica, 2930 nucleotides. It is a transcript of the gene cog2, whose product is annotated as component of oligomeric golgi complex 2. Gene Ontology annotation, biological process: Golgi organization; protein transport; intra-Golgi vesicle-mediated transport. Gene Ontology annotation, cellular component: COG complex; membrane. The record is from RefSeq and is a predicted model, not a curated record. Bases 100 to 2289 code for a protein of 729 amino acids. The transcript has 18 exons. Lineage: Eukaryota; Metazoa; Chordata; Actinopteri; Batrachoidiformes; Batrachoididae.